Messenger RNA from Periophthalmus magnuspinnatus, 2387 nucleotides. RefSeq names its product histidyl-tRNA synthetase (gene hars). Gene Ontology annotation, biological process: mitochondrial translation; histidyl-tRNA aminoacylation. The record is from RefSeq and is a predicted model, not a curated record. The transcript has 13 exons. Gene Ontology annotation, molecular function: ATP binding; histidine-tRNA ligase activity; identical protein binding. Gene Ontology annotation, cellular component: cytoplasm; mitochondrion. Bases 75 to 1619 code for a protein of 514 amino acids. NCBI's taxonomy places the organism in Eukaryota, Metazoa, Chordata, Actinopteri, Gobiiformes, Gobiidae.
UCCGCCCUCUCCUGUCUGACAGCGGUAAUGCUGGAUGUGUAACUAGUGCAUUUUUAUAAAGACAAAAAAAAAAUAUGGACGACAAAGCGCAGAUACAAGAAGCUAUCAAAAGCCAGGGUGAAGUAGUCCGGAAGCUGAAGGCGGAGAAGGCGAGCAAAGAUCAGAUUGAUGAAGAAGUGGCAAAACUCUUGGAGCUGAAAGCCAAGUUAGGAGGAGAUGAUGGCAAACAUCAGUUUGUACUCAAGACACCAAAGGGAACACGGGAUUACAAUCCCAAACAGAUGGCCAUCAGAGAGAAGGUCUUUAGCACCAUCAUCCACUGCUUCAAGCGCCAUGGAGCUGAGACCAUUGAUACUCCUGUUUUUGAACUGAAGGAAACACUGACGGGGAAAUAUGGAGAAGACUCAAAGCUAAUCUAUGACUUGAAAGACCAGGGAGGAGAGCUGCUGUCCCUCAGAUAUGACCUCACUGUCCCCUUUGCUCGUUAUUUGGCCAUGAACAAAAUAACUAAUAUUAAGCGUUAUCACAUUGCAAAAGUCUAUCGUCGGGAUAACCCAGCCAUGACCCGUGGGCGCUACAGAGAGUUUUACCAGUGUGAUUUUGACAUAGCAGGACAGUAUGAUGCUAUGAUCCCAGAUGCUGAAUGCCUGAAAAUUGUCUAUGAAAUCCUUAGAGAACUGGACCUUGGAGACUUUCGCAUUAAGGUGAAUGACAGACGAAUCCUCGAUGGAAUGUUUGCAGUCUGUGGUGUUCCAGAUGAUAAGUUCCGCACCAUCUGUUCCACUGUGGACAAACUGGACAAGAUGCCUUGGGAGGAUGUAAAGAAGGAAAUGGUGAAUGAAAAGGGCUUGUCAGAGGCGGCAGCUGACCAGAUUGGGACUUACGUCAGUAUGCAGGGGGGGAUGGACCUUGCUGAGCGACUUCUCCAGGAUCCCAAAAUGUCCCAAAGUAAACAGGCCUGCGCUGGUCUGACUGACAUAAAGCUGCUCUUCAGUUACCUGCAGAUCUUCCAGAUAACAGACAAAGUGGUGUUUGACCUUAGUCUAGCCCGUGGCUUGGACUAUUACACAGGCGUCAUCUAUGAGGCUCUGCUGACUCAGGCGGGUGUAGCCCCAGUGGUUGAGGCUCAGAACGGUGCUCCAGGUUCCACAGAGGAGAGUGUGAGUGUCGGCAGUGUGGCAGGAGGGGGACGCUAUGACGGGCUGGUGGGUAUGUUCGACCCCAAGGGAAGGAAAGUGCCUUGUGUGGGCGUCAGCAUCGGUAUAGAGAGGAUCUUCUCCAUCAUGGAACAGAAAGCCGAGGCCUGCGCAGAGAAGGUUCGUACUACAGAAGUGCAGGUCAUGGUGGCCUCUGCACAGAAAAACCUGCUGGAGGAAAGACUCAAACUUGUCACUGAGCUCUGGAAUGCGGGUAUUAAGGCAGAGGUCAUGUACAAGAAGAACCCCAAGCUGCUCAGUCAGUUACAGCACUGUGAGGAGUCUGGGAUCCCCCUAGUGGCCAUACUGGGAGAACAAGAGCUAAAGGAUGGAGUGGUUAAACUCCGAGUUGUUGCCAAUAGAGAAGAGGUGGACAUCUCCAGAGGAGACCUAGUUGAAGAAAUCAAAAGAAGGACCUCUUAAGACUGAUCUGGACCAGCUCUGAGCUGAAUUUCAGAGACAUUCUGCAAAUAAUUCUUGUUACUCUAAAGAGCAUGUCUGAUACACACAGCAUUUGAAACACCAAUGUCAUUUGAAUUUUGGGAGACACACUAAACAAAAGUAGCCAAAUAAAUAUAAACAAUAUGGGCUCAGUUUAUCAGGUAAAAAAAAAAUCUGUUUUGGUCCUUUUUAAUAUUUAAUUAUUCUGGACAAACAAGUUAAGCCUCAAGUCAAACUCAUGAAUGGUAAGUUUAAGUACUUUCUGCUUGUACCAUAUCUUUUUGUUCAUGUGUCCAAAAAAAAAAAUUAAAUACAGUCCUUAAUGUCCUUAAAGGUAUACUUAUGUAUAUUCACAUUCUUUGCAAUAUCUUAAACCAGAUAAACAAGAUGCUUAACACAAGAGCUGCAUUCCUGGGCAGAACAGUGUGAUCGCCAGUCACUGCUCAUGCCAGGUUGUUCAGAGGCACUGUUCAGUUGAUGGGUCAAAAGUAGAAGACCUUUGUGGAAAAUAAGAUCUACAAAUUACAGGGAAAAGCUACUAAGGUGAAUACUAUUUAAUUUUUAUGAUUUAAAGUCAUUUAAUAUGGGAAUGUAUUUGGACGGCAGUUAAGUGCAGUUGCACACUUGCACAGCAAUAUGAAUUCUCACAGUAUGGAAGAGAUUAUAUGAAUGACUGAAUAAAUCACUAAACCCGUUGUUAGAUUUGAAAUAUAACUUAAAAAGGGCAAAUAGAGGUUGAACUGAAAUGUU